Messenger RNA from Misgurnus anguillicaudatus (oriental weatherfish), 2316 nucleotides. It is a transcript of the gene twist3, whose product is annotated as twist3. Lineage: Eukaryota; Metazoa; Chordata; Actinopteri; Cypriniformes; Cobitidae. The record is from RefSeq and is a predicted model, not a curated record. Gene Ontology annotation, biological process: regulation of transcription by RNA polymerase II; developmental process. Gene Ontology annotation, molecular function: protein dimerization activity; RNA polymerase II transcription regulatory region sequence-specific DNA binding; DNA-binding transcription factor activity, RNA polymerase II-specific.
CCAGAGAUAUACUGACAUAGUGUGAAGACAGAAGGUUAGGACAGAUGAACGAGCACAGAUGAUAAUCGCUUCCAUUUUUGAGUUAGAAAAAGUUUCUUUAUUUACUUGUUUUUUAUUUUGACUUGCUUGCCUGUCGAAGAUUUCCUGAUAAAAGAUUUGAGAGUAAACGCACGGGAUCGAUAAGUGAGUGCCAUGAGAGAGGAACAGUCUUGUAGUGACUUUCCUGAGGGUGGGGUCCUACCCAACGACGAGGAGCAAGACCGUCGGGCCAACAAGUGUCCGGUCGUCGUAGCACCACCGACGGGGGCUCGAAAGAGGGUGACAGGUCCCAAAAAAGAGCCCGGCGGUCUGUUACUGCAAGAGGACAAAACGUCUCCCGAGGGCCCAUCCACGAUCGCUCCCAAAAGACCCAAGAGGAACUCUCCCGCUUCUUCGUCGACAUCUUCCUCUUCUUUAGUGCCCGUCGUAAGUGCCGUGUCGCCCCUGCCCGGACAGCCGUUCGAAGACCUGCACACGCAACGGGUGAUCGCCAACGUACGAGAGCGCCAGCGCACACAGUCCCUAAACGACGCUUUCGCCUCACUGCGGAAGAUCAUUCCCACCCUGCCCUCGGACAAACUUAGCAAGAUUCAGAUCCUCAAGCUGGCUUCGCGUUACAUCGACUUCCUCUACCAGGUGCUCCAGAGCGACGAGAUGGACGCCAAGCUGGCCAGCUGUAACUACCUGGCCCACGAGAGACUGAGCUACGCCUUCUCUGUCUGGAGGAUGGAGGGUGCUUGGUCCAUGUCCGCCACCCAUUAAACUCCCAUCUGUUCCUAACCCCACCGUCCGAAACUUCCACCCCAACCCCGGCCUCUGAACUCUGAAUCUUGCCAGAGAGAAACUGACUCUUAUUAGACCCGUCAUUGCCUUAACCACAGCCGUAUGACCCCUGACCUCUGACCUCAACACUCAUCUUUUCUGUUUUUCUCAACACAACCCUCCACAGUAUUUCAAUUAUCCCUGAGGACAUUACACUUCAACUACAAAAGCCAAACAUUCUUCCGGAGCUAGACAACAACGCAAAAGAAAGCUAAACACUCGGACAUCAGCCUUUGCUAUAGUGAGACAUAAACAUAUCUAGAAUGAGAUUAUUCUGCCAAUGACUCUGGAAAUGAUUCAGACCUUGAUGGAUUUUUGGUCUGGAUUGACCGAAGCAGACAGUGACUUUGAUGAUCACUUAUAGCUGCACCUGAAUAAACUCUUCGACUGCAUAUAUUCUCGGUUCAUUUAUGCUGUAUAUUUGCUUACAUUAUUGCUUCUGUGAUUUUGUCAUGGUAUACGCUUUUAUUAAAUGUAUAAAGGUUGUCACAUUUAAAAAAAUAAGAUGUAGGGAUCAUUGUAAAACAUCUCAGUGAAUAACUCAUUAUGCAUUAUUUGUGGAUGCAGUUGAACGGAUACUAACAAGUAUGUACAGAGCAAUAAAACAAUUUAAAAACAGAAAUAUAAAAUCAAGUAAAAAACGAGAAAAUAAUUUUUAAGCAAUAGAGCAGAUGAAGAUGUUAAAGUCUGCAUCAGGAUCCAGACGCUGCCAAUAAAGACAAAUACAUUGACGGCUAAACUUGGGCAGCACAUAAACUUGAUUUCUUUGUUUUUAUGUCUGCUUGGCAAGAAAUAAGAAAGUUGCCCGGCCGUAAACGUGCCAUAUUUUUGUGUGUUAUUAGGUAAAACAAUUAGAAAACACAGUACUGUACUGUAUGUUUGACUGAAGCUUAGUCUCAUAAUGAUUUUACUCAUUAACUUCAAUCUUUGUCAUGAUCAACGUUAUAUUUUCACAGAAUGUUCUUUACAUUUUUUAGGAUGAUUUUAUGUAGAAAACAGUCAAUCACAAUCAACUAAAGCUAAAGUUUUGGUAAAAAUAAGAAGAAAUGAUGAUGCUGUGGUUUACACCUGUGUUUUAAUAUCAUUUAAUCACCCUCAUGUUGAUCUAAACCUAUACGACGUAUUGUCUUGCAUAAAACACAAGAGGAGACUUUUAUGCACUUUUUUAAACAAUGAAAGUAAAUGUGUAUUUUCUUCAUAACAUCUCCACAUUUUUAUCAAAUGGGUUUGAAACAUUAAAGCAAAAGGCACAAUUUUAAAGUUCAGGUCAACAGAUAUGAGAGGAGCACAAGUUGUACAGUAUGUUAUUACUGUAAAUUCAUGCUUGUAUUAAGUUAUGUCCUUCAAAUUUUCUUCAUUUAGAGACUGCCAUUGUUUUGAAGACUACAAAAUGUGGGUAUUACCACAUUACCACAGUUUUAUUGUAGUAGCGAUAGCUGUGGUUACUGCUGUAAU